GCGGUCACCCAUAGCAUGCCGAGCAGCAAGCGGCAAAAGCUCAUCUCCUUGACCAAGGUCAAAAAAGCCGGUAGAAAGCACAAAGAAUCACUCGUUGAAACAAUUCAUGAAUGCCUGGAUAAGUAUUCGCACGUUUAUGCAUUGUCGUUGGAAAACAUGAGGACAAGCUUGUUGAAGGAUCUCCGUCAGAAAUUUGCAGAGGACCGGUUUGUCAUGGGGAAGCAGAAUGUUAUGGCGUUGGCAUUGGGCAGAAGUCCGGAGGAGGAAACCAAGGAGAAUCUUCACCAAGUCACCCAACAUCUGAAUGGCACAACAGCAUUAUUCUUUAGCUCUCGUCCACAAACAGAAAUCACAAGCUUCUUUGACAAGUACCAAGAGAGUGACUUCGCCAAAGGUGGAGUGGAAGCGACGGAGGACUAUGAGAUCCAGGCUGGACCCCUCCCCUUCCAGCACACCAUGGUCGAGCCCCUGAGAAAGCUUGGGCUGCCAGUUAUGCUCAAGAAUGGGACGGUGAUGUGCGAGAAGGAUCACACCGUGUGCAAGAAGGGAGUCGUCCUUACCCCUGAGCAGGCUCAAGUUCUUAAAUUGUUAGGGGAGAAGCAAGCAAUCUUCAAACCCGAGCUGAAAUGUGUAUGGCAUGAUGGGACCUACGCAGCAUUCGAGUGAUACGGCAGCUGAUUCUCGAUGCUUUCUGAUUCUACUCACAGUAGUAGGAAUGUGUGAUAUAUAUAGUUAGAAAUAACUU
Molecule: messenger RNA, 745 nt
Organism: Guillardia theta CCMP2712
Lineage: Eukaryota; Cryptophyceae; Pyrenomonadales; Geminigeraceae
Exons: 7
Coding region: 16-666 (216 amino acids)
Biological process (GO): ribosomal large subunit assembly; ribosomal large subunit biogenesis; rRNA processing
Cellular component (GO): preribosome, large subunit precursor; nucleolus
Molecular function (GO): RNA binding
Source: RefSeq, a predicted model, not a curated record